Messenger RNA from Hemicordylus capensis (graceful crag lizard), 8804 nucleotides. RefSeq names its product formin 1 (gene FMN1). Gene Ontology annotation, biological process: actin nucleation. Lineage: Eukaryota; Metazoa; Chordata; Lepidosauria; Squamata; Cordylidae. Bases 82 to 3888 code for a protein of 1268 amino acids. Gene Ontology annotation, cellular component: nucleus; cytoplasm; endoplasmic reticulum membrane. The transcript is spliced from 18 exons. The record is from RefSeq and is a predicted model, not a curated record. Gene Ontology annotation, molecular function: microtubule binding.
AAAAUGUUGCCUGGGAGUACUUACAUAGACAUAAAGUAGCAUCUGUUCCUGGAAUAUAAACGCUACUGUAAUUUGCUCAACAUGGAAGCAAAUCAACCUUCUGACUCCAGUGAGCUCUCAGAUCAAGAGAGGGCAACAGAGGCUGAACCAGGCCAGACUCUCUUCACUAAAUUAUCUAUGAGAACACUUUUUGGAUUUACAGCUAAAUUGGAACCAGGGGCUUCACAAGAACAAGCUGUUCUUAAAGGUUUUAGAAAUUUCAAUGAUGAUAUAAACAGUGAUGUGGACAACCAGAAAGAGAGAAGCAAUAUCAAUGGCAAUGAUGAACUAGAUGAAGUACUUCCAGAAAUAUCACAAGCUGAAAGUACAAGCAAUGCUCAAGCUAUUCCAGAGCCUGGUACUGGCAACACAUUUGCCAUGGAGACUGGUGCCAAUGCCCUAGUUCUCUCAGGGGUGGGCGGCUAUGUACCAGCUGAUUUUGAAACUGUUGCUAGUGCCUCAGGUGACUAUGAGGCUGAUGUUGACACUCCUGUUGAUUCCAAAGUCAGCGAUGGCACACUUAUUGACUUUGAUGCCAGUGCCAGUGUCCCAGAUGACCACGAGAAUGUUGCUUGCAGCCCAGCUAACUUUGAACCAAAGGAAACAGAACAAAAUAAGCCAUCUCUUUCCAGUUCAGAUUCUCUAUAUUGUCCUUUGUCCGAAUUCAGCAAACAAGAUGACAAGGAUACCAUUCUUGUUCAGGGCACUUUGAUUCAUACAACAAGUGACACAGAGUCAGACAAUGAGACUACAGACCUAGAAAGUGAUGAAAAUCUAACAAACAAAUUUGUUUUAAAUAGUUCUGUGUCUUUGGGGGAUAAUGACCAGAAUAAAGAAGAAGAGAGAACAGAAAUAUAUCGAGAAACUGAUGGCACUGUGAUUGACAAUAAAAUGGAGCAGCCUCUACCAAGUUCUAAAUUGCCUGCAACAGAAAUGAACAAUACACUACAGGAAAUAGGAUCAGAUAGCGAAAAUUCAAUAUUAAAAGAUGAGCAAAGCAUUAGCCUACCUGCUACAGAAGAAGAUACUCAGGAGUCUGGAGAAGAGCAACAAUCUUUUGCAAGUAAUUCUAGUAGUACAUCCCUACAAAAGCCAGCUUCAAGUGAGAAGACCUUUCAGCUUCCUUCCUUCUUUAGUGGGUUACGUGUACGGAAGAAAGGGCUGUCUGCAGAUCUGGGGGAAACUGUCACUGAAAUCAAGCAGAAAGACAGUGACUUGGCUAUGCUUAAAUUAAAACAGCCAGUUAAGAAAACCAAUAUUGCACCUGACCUGUUGACUAAAAGGAAACCAUCUGAGCCUAAAGCUGGUCCCACCUUUCUUGAACAACUCUCUCAACUCUUAGGGCCUAAAAAUGAGGAUAAAGAUCCUAGUGAGGUAACAAGUGAAUCUGGAGGUAGUGAGGAUGGUAAAGAAAGCAAAUCUGUGAGAAAUGAAUCCUCUUGCCCCUCUGAAGAGGCAAAACCAAGUCCUGCUGAGUCUGCAUUGGAUGCAUUUAAAGCAUUAUUCACACGUCCUCCCAAAAAGGAGACAACUGCUGACCCUUCAGAGUUGGAAGCAAUAAAACGCAAAAUGAGGCACGAAAAAGAAUCAUUGAAGGCAGUAUUUGAAAGAUCAAGAUCAAAAUCUGGUGAUGGAACAACUGACACAAAACCAACCGAUAUAAGUUCCUCAGAACAGGAUGACAAGACUCCAGGAAGACUCCAAACCGUCUGGCCACCACCCAAAGCAGAUGAAGAAGAGAAAGUAGGGUUAAAGUAUACUGAAGCAGCUGACUUGAGAUCUUUUAAAGAGGCACAGCCAGAAUACCAUGCGGCUAUUUUACAUUUAAAGAGAGAGCACAAAGAUGAAGUUGAAAAAUUAAAGUCUCAAUUUGAACUCAGAGUGUUUCACAUUCGAGGAGAACAUGCUUCAUCCAUUGCAAAACUUGAGGAAGAUAUUAUCAAUUUAAAAAAUGAACUGGAAAAUACAUUGUACAAGAGAAGUGGGGAAGCAAAGGAUGCCUGUGUAUCCACUGAAGACGAUUAUCCACCGAAGACAUACAGAAAUGUAUGCAUACAAACGGACAGAGAAACAUUUAUAAAGCCAAGUGAAGAUGAAAACCGAACUAUCAAGAAUAACCAAAUAAUACCUAAGAAGCUUACUAUACCUUAUUUGAAUAGUCUUUCUGCCUCAAGUGACCAUAAAGAAACAUGCAGUUUUGGCCAUGCAUCUCCAUUGGAUCAAAAGUUGCUACAACCUCUGCCGCCACCUCCACCACCUUUAUUACCUGGUUCAAUCCCUCCAUCGCCGUCCUUUCCUCCAGGCGUGGGAACUAUUGAUCCACCACCACCACCUCCCCUUCCUGCAGCUUUUGGGACCCAUCAGCUACUACCUCCACCUCCUCCUCCCCCACCAGGGCCACCUCCACCAGGAGGAGGGCCGCCUCUACCAGGAGGGCCACCUCCACCACCACCUCUUGUAUCUAAUUUUCUUUUGAGUAGUACGUUAUCAAAACAAGGUCCUCGAAAACCUGCCAUCGAACCCAGCUGUCCCAUGAAGCCACUCUAUUGGACUAGAAUACAAAUACAAGACUUCAGCCAAAAUCCAGCACCAACUCUAUGGGACUCAUUAGAAGAACCCAACAUAUGUGAUACCAGUGAAUUUGAAUACUUAUUCUCCAAGGAAACAGCUCAGGAAAAGAAAAAACCGUUAGCAGAUUCAUAUGAAAAGAAAACAAAGACUAAAAAGAUUAUAAAACUGCUGGAUGGGAAGAGAUCUCAAACUGUAGGAAUUUUGAUAUCCAGUUUACAUUUAGAGAUGAAGGACAUACAACAAGCUAUACUCAAUGUGGAUGAUUCAAUAGUAGACCUAGAAACAUUGGAAGCAUUGUAUGAGAAUAGAGCACAAAAGGAUGAAGUGGAGAAAAUCAAGCAGCAUUAUGAGACAUCAAAAGAAGAAGAAGUAAAACUUCUGGACAAACCAGAACAAUUCUUAUUUGAAUUAUCCCAGAUCCCCAAUUUUGCUGAACGUGCCCGAUGUAUCAUCUUUCAGUCUGUUUUCAGUGAGGGGAUAACUUCAGUGCACCGUAAAGUGGAUAUUAUUAAUAAUGUAUCUAAGGGGUUGCUGGAUAUGACAAGUGUAAAAGAAGUUUUAGGCUUGAUUCUGGCAUUUGGAAAUUACAUGAAUGGAGGGAACAGAACACGUGGUCAAGCAGAUGGGUUUGGUUUGGAAAUACUUCCCAAACUAAAGGAUGUUAAAAGUAGAGAUACUGGCAUCAAUCUUGUGGAUUACGUUGUGAUAUAUUAUCUACGCCAUUGUGACAAGGAAGCAGGAACAGACAAGAGUGUGUUUCCUCUACCAGAACCACAAGAUUUCUUCCAGGCAUCUCAAGUUAAGUUUGAAGAUCUAACAAAGGACUUAAGAAAACUGAAGAGAGAUCUAGAAGUUUGUGAAAAACAGAUGAAAGUGGUUUUCAGAGACUCACCAGAAGAACACCUCCAGCCCUUUAAGGAUAAGUUGGAAGACUUUUUUCUAAAAGCUAUAGAAGAACAUAAGACAGAGGAGAGCCAUUUGGAGAAUGUACAAAAGUGCUUUGAAGAAAUGGUGGGAUAUUUUGGGAUAAAGCCAAAGUCUGGUGAGAAGGAGACCACGCCAAACUAUGUUUUUACAGUGUGGUACGAGUUCUGCAGCGACUUUAAGACCAUUUGGAAACGAGAGAGCAAAAACAUUUCCAAAGAAAGACUCAAAGUGGCUCAGCAAUCAGUGAGCAAGUUAACUGCAGAAAAGAAGGUGGAAACAAAGAAAAUUAAUCCCACCGCCAGUCUGAAAGAAAGACUACGUCAGAAAGAAGCCAAUGUGACCACCAACUGAAAGAAGACACAUGAAAAUAAUGACAGUGUGACUUAAUACUUUGCAUGAUGCUUCACCCUGCCUAUUCCCUUGGGAGCACCUUAUUUUAGAUGUUAUGAAGUUUUGUUUUGCUCUUCUCUUCUGAGACAAUCCACAAAAUACUUCUCAAUCUCUUGGCUUGUACAGAAGAGGGAACACUAAGACGUUUGUUUACAUGGGAAUUAUGAAGGGUUUUGUAUAACUCUCCCUUAUGUGGCUUAAAUGCAGCUCUUUUUUUAAAGGUUAUUUGAAGUACUCUAUGCAAAAUGCACUAAUGUAGAAGAGAGCAAAAUCAGGAUUUUAGUGAAUUAAGUAGCUUUAUGUGACAUGCCACAGAAGUGUGUGUUGGCUCAUAUAAGCCUCAUGUACUCUUCGUUGGUAGACUACAGGAUUUACUGAGUGCAAGUUCUAUUUCAAAUGAUUUUGAUAGUAUCCAAAGGAUUAGCUUUAUCUUCUCAAAUGCGAUUGAAAGUUAGGUGUAUCAGAUGUAUUCUGUAUUAUAUUACAAUUAUUUUUAUAGGAACCUUAGUCUAUGCCAUAGAAGCAGAUAUACUAUUUUUGCACAUUUUAUUGUGGAGUCAAAAUAUUUUAUCCUACUGAAUAAGUUGUAGAUAAUGUAACCCAGUGCAUUCAUUCAUAUUCUGUGGGUUGGUUGGUUGGUUUUUGUUUCUCCUUAUAGUCUCCAUAUUGUCUAAUGGCAAAAGAAGUUUCCCUGUCAACAUGAGGUCAAGUUAGCAACAUUCAAAAAUACUUUAUUUAGGCUAAGUAGCCUAGCUCAGAACAUGUAUCUCCAUAAAGUCAUAUAGUUAUCCUUCAUCUAUACCAAAGUCAUUUCUUCAUAGCACUUUGGUCUAAACAGUGGGCUACAUGAUGCACAAUUUGCUCUCAGUGCUAAGGGCGCACCAGGGCUGUUGCACAACUACAAAGGCAGCCCCAGCAGCGUAGCGCUGGGGAUGCUAUGCACUGACUAAAGAAAUAAUGGAAAAGAGCGCUACACUGUGCUACCCAGAAGUGCUUUAAAGUCUCUACACAGCAUCCUCAGCACUGAACUGUUGGAGAUGCUUUUGAAGUUGCACAAUAGCCCCAGCACACCUUUAAUGUCAAGUGACUGUGCAUCAUGUAGCCCCUUGAUUUUUAGAAUAUGUUUAUGUCAUCAUAGUCAUCAUCAUCAUAUCAUCAGCACAUGUACAGCAUAUAUAUGUUAAUUAUUCACUCUAGUAUACAGACUUUGAUUAGAAAGAUUGAUCUCUUAUUGCAUUAGUGCUGUAUUGUGGUACAGUAGCAACUCACUGUUGCUACAGUAAUCUCUGUCUAUAGAGAUUCUAAUUCGGAAUCUCUAUCAAAUGAAUCAAAAUCUCUCUUUAUUUAUUAUUUAUUUAUUUAUUCGAUUUCUAUACUGCCCUUCCAAAAAUGACUCAGGGUGGUUUAAACAGAGAAAUAAUAAAUAAUUGAGAUGGAUCCCUGUCCCCAAAGGGCUCACAAUCUAAAAUAGAUAGACACCAGCAACAGUCUGGGGGUGGAUAGGGGUGCUGGGGGUGUAUAGGGCCAGUUGGUCUCCCCCUGCUAAAUUAAGAGAAUCACCACCUUUGCCAAGUUAGCAGGGGAACUCUUGCCUAAACUAUAAUGUCAGGGGUCACAGAAGCAGGCCCUUGCAAUAAGUAAGUAAGCAGGUAAAAUAAAAUUCUGCAUGCUCAAAAGUAAUUAGAAAUAGGACAACAAAUAGUUGACUCAGCAGCUGAAAAAAUGUGUACCAAGACAAAAAUUAUCAGAGUUCUGUUUCUCAGAGGAAACUCUAGAACAGGGUUUCUCAAUGUGUGGAUCCCCAGAUGUUAUUGGAUUUCAACUCCCAUAAUCCCCAGCCCCAGUGGCCUUUGGUUGGGAAUUCUGGGAGCUGAAGUCCAAUUACAUCUGGGGACCCACAUGUUGAGAAUCCCUGCUCUAGAAACUCUGGCCCACAAUAUGGGAUGGCACUUGAUCCCACAUUGCUGGCCAGAAUUCACCCACAUACAAGCAUACUCUCUUCCUUGAUCUUUUCACUUUUACCUGCUGCUUCUACCAUAGGAUAUCUUUUACGUAUCUUUAAGCAGGUGCCUGUGCUCCUUAUUCCUUAAUCAGAUCUGUUGUGCACAGUUGGAAGCACAAGUUAGUGUCAGGGAUGUCCCAAUUCAGUGCCUGAAGUGUCCCAAUUCAGGCAUGGACCCUGAAUGCCCCCAUCCUCCAGAGAUGACAGGGAGAAGCUGUUUGAUCAGUUUCCAUUAAUAGUGCAGCCUAUAAUGGUGAUGCAAUUGUCCUUGAACUCCAUGUAUAAUAAAGGCAAUGAUUGGUGUGGCCUGAAAUCCCUUGCACUUGUAGAAUGCAGGGACUCAUCAUAUCCCUAAAGUAAAUCCGGUGUAGAUAUACCUUGAGUCUCCUCCCACCAUAAUCAAUACCACUUCUUUUGUUGGGAUAUAUCCUUCUUUCCCAUGACUUUGGCUUUGUUGCUACAUUGGGUUUCAUGCCACUCCUCUUCUUUUAAUGACAUGAGAGUGAAUUUUCCUGAUGCCUCUCUUCAUCUGGAAAAGAAAUGUAGACACAUCUACUCAGCCAAGUAAAUCUGAAUUAAGGUAUAUUAUUCCAACAGCAGUGAUAAAAUUAACAUAUCCAUAAAUAAUCCGGUGAAAUAACCAGAGAAAGAUACACAGACCAUAGAAGAAAGGAAAAUAUUACACCUGCAGGAUAAAUAAAGAGCAGCCAGAAUGAGUAAAAGGUCUAGGCAGAGUUGAUAGGAGUGAGUGCAUGGUUCUUAAAUGUAGCUUCUCACUUUUUAUUGAAAUUAGUGUAGUUGUUAACAGCUUAUUUGAAAGACUUAAUGUAUAGGUCCCCAUUUAUACUAUCCUAGCAUAAUUAAAGGUUCUAAAAUAACACAUUUUUAUGCCUGCCGUUUGAUAGGCUAAAGUUUCAGAAAAGGCUAAAGUUUAAACUAUCCUGAAUAAGGAACAAUUGUAGACAUUUUCAGUGCAGUUAUUGAAAUCCUAGUUAUUUCCCUUUUAGUUGGACAUUUGAAAUAUCCCAUCACAUAGCCUUCCCAGUUUUCAUUUUGAAGAAAAGAAGAUUCCAAAUUUUGAAUCUGUUUGCACUGAAGCAGCAGAACAGGAAAAGUGUUGCAUCAUAAAAGAUGCAAAACAAAGGAGCAACAAAGUCUAGAAAAGCCAAAUAUCAUAGAUCAACAGUAGGCAUACCGGUGGUGAUAAAACUUCUAUGAGGUCCUGUUGAGGUUUGGUGACAUGCAUCUGACUAAAAGAGAAUGUGAAAAAACAUUACAAUGGGAUUAUGUAGUAAAUAUAUAUGUGUGCAAAAGAUAACGUUCAAUUUAAUGUUCAACUUAUAUUAGCAGCUACACUACCUUUAGAUCAACUGAGACUUGGACCAAUUAAUUUAUUCUUUCACAAGAGCUUCCGUAUGCUUUCACUAAAAUCGGUGAAGUCUUUUCAGUUAAAUAGUGCACUGAAAUGCAAGUGGACAAUACUCAUGAGUGACUUAUUUGAGAGUAUUAAUACUGGUACUAUUUGCUGGUCUCAAAUUGAUAUGCUAGCAGUGAAAAGGCAUUAGUAACAUAGACUUGUAUUGUACUACAGAUUUUAUAGGAACUGGACCAAAAGACUGGAAAGUGCAAGAGUUGCAUUUGGAAACUGUGUUAUGUAAAUAUUACAUAGGAAGAAAAUACAAUAAAUAAGGCUGUUUAGCACCUACUUCAUAAUCCUGCAGCCAACCCAGUAUUAAGCAUUUUUAAGUCCCACUUUUUUGAACUGGAGAUAUGUAAGACAUUCUUAUCUCCCAUUGGAAAUAAUUUGACUUAUAAGUACUUAACUGUGGUUGGAUUGUGUUAGCUGAGUUUUAGCUGUGUUCUCCUUACUUCCUUGCAGGAUCUUAAAGAUGCAGGGAAGAAAAAGUAAUUUGUAAAUUAUGCCAAAGGUGAAGCAAUCCUCUGUUCAAUGCAGUUACUUUCUACUAUGGAUAUAUGACAAUUAGCCAUGUUUAGUCAGAAAUCUUAAUAAAAAGUCAAUAUCACAGAAAUACAAAUACCCAAGUGCAUGUGUUUAUAUUUUGGAAUGGAGGGGGGAAACUGCUGCUACUCCUACUAAUAUGUAUAUGUUGCUUUUCUACCAAAGUUCUCAAAGUGGUUUACAUAGAAAAAUAAAGAAAGAAGAUGGUUCCCUAUCCCCAAAGGGCUCAUAAUUUAAAAAGAAAUAUAAGGUAGGCACCAGCAACAGCCGCUGGAGGGAAGCUGUGCUGUAGUUUGAUAGGGCUAGUUGCUCUCCCCUACUAAGUACUGUAUAAGAGCAUCACCACUUUAAAAAGCCCCUCUUUGCUCAGUUAGCAGGGGAUACCCUGUAUUCUUGUUAUUUUGUAAAGCUUUUGGAAUGGAGUCAUUUAUUUUGCAUCUCUUAAGGAUAUUCUAAUAAUCUAAAUUAAAUGGACUUGGAUCCAAAUAAUCCACUGCAUAAGAGGAAGGCACUUCUGGUCAUGUGUGGGGUCUCACAUCUUUCCCCUGUCCAUCAGCAAGUUGCCCAUACUUCUUAAAAACUGACUUUAGAGGUUUAGAGGUUGAAUCCUCCAAAGCAACUUGGAGGGCAUAGGGACUGCAACAUGAGGAAUCCGCCACACACACCCCACAAGGGGAAGUCUCUUUUGCUUGCACAGCAGUAUCUUUGUAUUCCAGGCAUUCUAUUUUAUUAUUCUGAUAAUGAAUGUAUGAAAUAUUAAAAUGGCUUUGUCGUGGACAACCUGUCUUUUUUUAUCCUGUACUUUUGAGAGUAUAAAUUUAUAAUCUUUAUGUAUAAGAAUAUACUUAUAGAAUUUGCAAAUGAUAUAUUUGAAGCAAUAUAACAGAGGUGUAAAUAAACCUGUGAGUCAGUGAA